Molecule: messenger RNA, 1035 nt
Organism: Globicephala melas (long-finned pilot whale)
Lineage: Eukaryota; Metazoa; Chordata; Mammalia; Artiodactyla; Delphinidae
Gene: OR2S2
Product: olfactory receptor family 2 subfamily S member 2
Biological process (GO): G protein-coupled receptor signaling pathway; detection of chemical stimulus involved in sensory perception of smell
Cellular component (GO): plasma membrane
Molecular function (GO): olfactory receptor activity; G protein-coupled receptor activity
Source: RefSeq, a predicted model, not a curated record
AUGGAAAAAGCUAAUCAGACCUCCCCCCUGGUGGGGUUCAUUCUCCUGGGCCUCUCAGCCCACCCAAGGCUGGAGGAAACAUUCUUUGUGCUCAUCCUGCUCAUGUACCUGGUGACCCUGCUGGGCAACGAGGUCCUCAUCCUGGUGACCAUCCUGGACUCCCGCCUACACAAGCCCAUGUACUUCUUCCUGAGGAACCUCUCCUUCCUGGACAUCUGCUACACAACCUCCUCAGUCUCUCUGGUCCUGGAUGGCUUCCUGGCCCCCCAGGAAACCAUCUCUUUCUCCACCUGUGCCGUGCAGAUGUUCCUCUCCUUUGCCAUGGCAGGGACAGAGUGUGUGCUCCUGAGCAUGAUGGCGUUUGAUCGCUACGUGGCCAUAUGCAACCCCCUUAGAUACCCUGGGGUCAUGAGCAAGGCUGCCUAUGUGCCCAUGGCUGCCAGCUUCUGGGCUAUUGGUGGUGUUGCUUCUCUGGUACACACAUCCUUGGCAAUUCAGUUGGCCCUCUGUGGGGACAACAUCAUCAACCACUUCACCUGUGAGAUCUUGGCUGUCCUGAAGUUGGCCUGUGCCGACAUCUCCAUCAAUGUGAUCGGUAUAGGGGUGACCAAUGUGAUCUUCCUGGGCGUCCCAGUUCUGUUCAUCUCUGCCUCUUAUGUCUUCAUCAUUGCUACCAUCCUGAGGAUCCCCUCAGCUGAGGGGAGGAAAAAGGCCUUCUCCACCUGCUCUGCCCACCUCACUGUGGUGAUAAUAUUCUAUGGGACCUUAUUUUUCAUGUAUGGGAAGCCCAUGUCUAAGGACCCCCUCCUGGGGGUAGACAAAGAGGAUCUUUCAGACAAGCUCAUCUCCCUCUUCUAUGGGGUGGUAACCCCCAUGCUCAACCCCAUCAUCUACAGCCUGAGGAACAAGGAUGUGAAGGCCGCUGUGAGGAAACUGGUGAGUCAGAAAUCCUUCAGUCAGUGUUGUAGGAGGAGUCUUCUGUGGUUCUCACCCCCAUGGCAGAAAGGACUUCAAUCAUUACAGCUGCCAUUCUAA